This is a messenger RNA of Bathycoccus prasinos, 1644 nucleotides long. RefSeq lists its product with no specific name. Gene Ontology annotation, biological process: rRNA methylation. Bases 1 to 1644 code for a protein of 547 amino acids. NCBI's taxonomy places the organism in Eukaryota, Viridiplantae, Chlorophyta, Mamiellophyceae, Mamiellales, Bathycoccaceae. The transcript has a single exon. Gene Ontology annotation, molecular function: methyltransferase activity. The record is from RefSeq and is a predicted model, not a curated record.
AUGAACAAGAACACGCACCACUCGUGCAUCUCAAUAUCGCGAAGAAUACAACACCAUCAUCGCAGCUGCUCUCUACGCGCGAAGAAGAAGACGUACGAAUCUUCCGAAGAAGCUGCAGAGGAUUUAUUGUUUUAUAACGAAGAGGAUUUGCUGGAAGAAGACGAGGAAGGAGUUGAAUUGUUGGAGAAAACUCGAAAACUUUCAGCAGAGGAGUUGAUAAUUGAAGACCGCGAACUCGCCAUGCUCGGACUCGACGUCGACGGAGAGGACGCUGAUUAUGACGACGAGGAUGAUGACAUAGAUGGUCUCUUCAUUGAAGGAGAGGACGGCGAGUCCAUGGAUAUCGCCAGUUUCCUAAAAAAGAAUGGCAAAAUAGACUCGGAGAACGACUUUGAUUUUGAAGAAGACUUGAACUUUGACGUCAGCGAUGAAGAUUACGAUGAUGAUAAUGCUGAUGACGACGAGGAUGAUGAAGAGGAUGAUUUCGUGUUCAUACCGAAAGGCUCCGGAAUCGAAUUCAAAUCUGAGGAUUUGUACAACAUCGACUCCCCGACGAAUAAAGAUUUUGGUUUUCUCUCGGAGUAUGUAAAGACAAAACCAGGUUACGAAGAAGAUAUCGACGGGGAAGGCGAUGAAUCAAAUCGCACGACUAUUAAUACCGCAACGCGGUCUCCUCGAAAAUCUAGGAGCAAGAACGAUGUCUUCAUCCGCGACACUUCCAAGGACAAAGCUCCGAAAACCUCCGAAUUCGACGCCAAGAGCGAGGAAGAGGAUUAUCUCGCUUUUGGUGCCGACGACGACACUAAAACGAAAAAACGACUCGAUUUAGCGGCAAAAAAUGCGGCGUUAAUACAAAUGGGUGUCCCGAAAGCAUUGUUGGAGCAAAUUGAACGAGAGCAAGAACUUGUCGAUGCCGUCAACGAUAAGAAGAAGAAAAAGAACCUGGAUUCCUUUGGUGAAGAGAAAAAGACGCACAAACGAUUGCAGAUUGUGGCGGGACGACACUCAAGGCGCGUAGUUCUUACUCCAUCUGGGUUGAACACUCGGCCAAUGAUGGGCGUCGUCCGUGGGGCGACGUUUGAUAUGAUUCUAAGUCUCGUCGGGUCACGUUCAAACGUGCAAUUCCCAGAAAAUUCCAGAUGGUUAGAUUUGUUCGCCGGUACCGGCGCGAUUGGAUUAGAGGCGCUUUCGAGAGGAUGUGUAGACGCACAUUUCGUUGAGAUGGACGACUGGACGGUUAAAAAUGUCACGCGCGUAAAUAUAAAGACGUUAGGGGAAGAGAAGAACGCUACGGCGCACUGCGCUUCCGUGGAAACGUUCUUACAAAGACACUCCAAAAACACCUCUGGUGUCGGUGGAGCUUUCAAUUUCGUGUCGUUCUGUCCUCCAUACGAGAAAAUUUCAUAUCCGGACCUUCUUUUAGAAAUAGAUUCGUCGCCUUUGGUGAGUGACGAUGCCAUAGUCUUGGUUGAAUACGCCAUCGGGCAGCGAGAUGAAAUCAAAGCAUCGAUUGGUAACCGUCUGAGACGCGUUCGAAAUCGCCGCUACGGUCGAACGUUUGUCGCGCUUUACGUGUGCGAUGGGCGCGAGCUGGACGAUGACGUUGUCGAAGAACCAAAACUUCACGGCAAAGCCAUGAAGUAA